AAAAUAGUCCGGGACGCAUGGCGGACCUGCUUGCGAGGUUCAUCGAGGUCCAAAAUCGCCUCACGGCCCCCUUGGCCCCCUUCUUCCUGGGCCAGGAGGGCACGUGUCCCCUCUCAGUGACCUUUGGCAAGCAUUUCGUCGCCUAUUUUCCGGUGUGGCUGCUCAUUUUGGUGCUCCAAUGGGCCGCUCUGCACUUGUGUUUUUCCAAAGUGACAAAAGUAUUCUUGAGGCGGAUGGGUUUGACCCGCAUGAGGACGGAGAGGUCGUCGGCCGCCCUUUGGGAAGCGGGCACCGCCCUUGGCGCUGCCAUGCUCUGCUCAUCACAACUCGAGUCCGUCGACCCGCACACCCUGACCUUGCCCUCUUCACUCGACUGGCCUCCACCCCACCUGACCAUGUACCUGUUCGUCCUUGCCACCUGUCAGGCGCAGGGAGUUUUUGCCCAACUCAGGGCCAGAACCUUUGGCACCGAAAUCCUGGUCGAGGUCACAAGGGUCAUCGUCCUGAUUUUUGCUUACUUUGCCAGAUGGGCUGAUUUUGGAUUUUUGUUCUGCUUCCACACAAGCGUGAUUCAAAUUUUUGUCCAUUUUGGCCGACUGAUCUUGAGUUUUAAGAGGGGUCUGCACUAUUUGGUCCUUGUUGUGUUCUUCGUACUGACAGUUUUGUGGACUGCAAGCUACGCUUACUUUGUGCCUUGGUGGAUUUUAUUUAUUGUCGUAACCCCCAUCUUGGAUGAUGAACUUCAGCUCGCACUGAUUUCUCUUUUCGUCGCUUUGACCCUGCAUUUUAUUUUUGCUCUCUUGUUUUCACCACUGAUCAUAUCCUGCAAAGGGAUAUUCCGUCGGAAACCCUUGACGGAGUGGCUCGAGUUGAGCCUUUUUCCGAACAUCGAUCUCAAACUGACACAGAUGAAGAAGGAGAUUUCCGAGGAGGAGCUCUCUAGGCACAACUCACUUAAAAGAAAGAAUGCACAAGGCAAUGGAAAUAAAAUUAAUCAGGGCAAAGCACUUAUGCAAAUUCUACGAUGCUCAUCUUUACUAAAAAGAAAAGUUAAAGCAAUGAGGGAGCGCAAAGAGUCAACAGGAAGUGAUUCAAGUCAAGGAGAGGUCUCGGAGCCAUCAGACGACAAGUGAAAAACAAAAAUGAAACAAAUGUUUGAUCUCAAUAAUUUUUAGUUCCAUUUGUAUUUAUUAAAAAAUUAACUGCAGCUACACCAAUGGAUACAAUAAUCAAAUAAAAUAUGAUUAGGAAAUAAUUGACGAUUGUGUUUGUGUUGACCGGAAAAUAAAAAAAGGAA
Neocloeon triangulifer is the source of this 1297-nucleotide messenger RNA. RefSeq lists its product as uncharacterized. Lineage: Eukaryota; Metazoa; Arthropoda; Insecta; Ephemeroptera; Baetidae. Bases 18 to 1133 code for a protein of 371 amino acids. The transcript has 7 exons. The record is from RefSeq and is a predicted model, not a curated record.